Messenger RNA from Branchiostoma belcheri (Belcher's lancelet), 1526 nucleotides. RefSeq names its product ketosamine-3-kinase-like. The record is from RefSeq and is a predicted model, not a curated record. Lineage: Eukaryota; Metazoa; Chordata; Leptocardii; Amphioxiformes; Branchiostomatidae.
UCACAUCUUGGUUCAGCUGAUGAGUUGAUGAGUUUAGCUCUGGUUUACAGGUUAACGUUACUGAGUCGCUGUCUAACAACGAAAUCGCAAGAUAAGGUCUCCAUCCAUACCAGCGCCAUGGAGGAUCUCCUGAAGAGAGAGUUGAACACGACAAAACUGCGGCCCAUCGGGGGCGGCGGUGGCUGUAUCAACCACGGCGAAGGGUACGAGACCGAUCACGGGAGGUUCUUUGUCAAGAUGAAUGGUGAUAAGGGGGCUAGAGUGAUGUUUAAAGGAGAAUAUGCCAGCCUGGAGGCCAUAGCAGCCACUGGUACAGUAACAGUGCCGAAACCUAUCAAGGUUUUAGAUGACCCCAGAGGGAGAGGAGCCAUGUUGAUUAUGGAACAUCUGGACAUGGGAGGCCUGAGGUCAUAUGCUGACCAGUUGGGAGAACAAAUGGCAAGACUACAUCUCCACAAUGAAGAGGUGGCCAAAAAAGGCAAGCGGCCGUCGUCCAGAGUUGGACAGGGCGGGGACGCGUCGCCGGCGUACGUUUCACAGUUUGGGUUCCACACGGCCACGUGCUGUGGAGCUAUCCCCCAGGACAACUCAUGGUCAGACGACUGGGUGUCCUUCUAUGCAACUAGGAAACUGAAACUCCAGUUGGACCUGGUGGAGAAAGAUUACCAUGAUAAAGAGACCCGUGACCUUUGGCCCCAGCUGGAGCGGAAGCUGCCGAAGUUUUUUGAGGGUGUGAAGGUGACCCCAUCACUGCUGCAUGGCGACCUUUGGGGAGGGAACGCAGCCGAGAACAGCAAAGGACCAGUCAUAUUUGACCCAGCAUCCUUCUAUGGCCACCAUGAGUAUGAGAUGGCCAUAGCCUCCAUGUUUGGAGGAUUCGGAGGAAAGUUUUUCUCAGCAUACCACAAAGUUCUUCCUAAAGCCUCAGGCUGGGAGGCCAGGCAUGAACUGUACAAACUCUUCCACUACCUGAAUCACUGGAAUCACUUUGGAUCAAGCUACCGAAGUUCCUCCGUCAGUAUCAUGAAGAGUCUUCUGAAGGAUUACUAAUUACAAGAAAACCCAUAACUGUAUCUGAAGUUCAAUCUUGCACGUAUUAUUGCUGAAUGGCCAAAAGAGAUGCUUGUCACUUUGAAUAUGACUAUAGACAUUGUUGCUGGCUGCACAGUAAGAUUUCACAUACUGUUUGAGAAAUCUUCCUGCUUUGAAAUUGUAUUGUAUAUUUUAUUUAUAUGAAUUAAUUGCCUUUCGCAAAAAGUGUUAUUAGAAUUCAAGCCAAUCUUACAAAGAGCAUCUUUAAGAGAAACAUUCUGCUCUUUAUGGAACCGGAAAGCCGUAUAAGUAUGAAAGAUAUCGAUGUGACACCAAACAGCAUGUAACUCCAGCUACAUGUAAUGUCAUGUAACAUGUUGUCCUAGAGUGUUUAACCUUUGGUUGCUUACAGGUGCCACACAGCUCUGGUUUUAUGCUUGCAUACUGGUACCCUGGAGUCCUAAAGGUCAAUACAUGGACAUUGAAAUACUGAA